GGGGAUGGCGGCGCCUCGCCGAGGGGAGCUACGAGUGCUCUGUCUCCACGGCUACGGGCAGAACGCGGAGCUCUUCCGCGCCCGGACCGGCGCGCUGCGGAAGGCCGUGCGCGGGCGCGCGGAGCUACUCUACCUGGACGCGCCGCACCGCGCGGGCCCGGAGGAGGGCGGGGACGGGGGUGCCGGGCCGCGCGGGUGGUGGCUUGGGGCGGCGCCGGAGCCGGAGCCGGCGCUGCGGACCGUGGCGCAGGCGCUGGCGGAGCGCGGCCCGGUGGACGGCCUGCUGGGCUUCAGCCAGGGCGCGGCGCUGGCCGGGAUGCUCUGCGCGCUGAGGCAGCGCGGGGACGCGCGCUUCCCCUUCCGCUUCGCCGUGCUGGUCGCCGGCUUCCGCGGGCCCGAGGUGGGCGCGGGGCCCCUGCUGCUGCCCAGCCUGCACGUCUUCGGGGAGGCGGACCGCGUCGUCCCGGCGGCGGAGAGCCGCGCGCUAGCCGCGCGCUUCGCCGAGCCCGCCCUGCUGGCCCACGCGGGCGGCCACUUCGUCCCGGCCGGUGCCGCGCAGAGGGCCGCCUACUUGGGCUUCCUGCGCCGCUUCGAGCGGCCGGCGGAGGUCGAGCUAGGCCCUCCCCGCGCGCCGCCGGCUCCCCCUCGCGGGUCGGCCUCGACCUCGGGGACUUCCCUGCAGGGCUCGGGCGAGCGCUCGGCAGAAGCAGCGGACUGGCCCCGCGCCGGCCUGGCCCCGGUUCAGGCGGCAGCCGCAGGAGGAGGGAGCCCGCUUCCCCGUGAGGAAGGGCAAGGAAGCCCGCCGUGGGAGCCCCGUGCUGCAGGCCUGCAGGAUACCCACCCGGGCUCCUCCCAAAGCGGCCUUUAGCUGUGGCACUGGCUCCGGGAGUGAGAACCUCGCCAUGCGUCCCACCAUCUCUGCUGUCCUCCUGCUGGGUGCUGUGUGCCAAGGGCAGCAUCAGGGACUGAACUGAAGGACGACUGGAAACAACGCUUCUGUCCUGGGAUAAUGGGCCUUGUCCACUUGUCCAUAUGUUUGGAGUGAGAAUUCCUUCAAAAAUGCUGGCGGGAAUGGGCAGGUCCACCUCCCGCCCUGGACUAACCUUGCCCACCUCAAACACUGCAAGAUGGACGUCUCCUUCCCAGACAAGAGGAUCCCUGGCUCUCCCACUGCCUCCAGCAGGAUCCUGCUGCAUGAAGCACAGCCCUGAAGGAGGUGUCAGGACCUUCCCUUGGGCCUCCCUUCUCAGUUUGUUUAAAGAUCCCAGCCCGAGAGAUGAAGAGGAACAGCAGAAACCCUGGGGUGGGGUGGGGGGUUCCUGAAAAGUGUGGAUGCUCCUGAAAAGCUAGAAUAAGUCAAAGUAACCCUGAAUUAAGAAGAGGCUUCUGAUUCCAGGAACUGUUGUUGCAUAGAUGCAGGUCAACAAGUUCAGUUAAAACCUCCCAUCAGGAUUUUAAGCUUUGUUUUAAUAGAAGACGGGUAGUUAAAUUAAGACUUUGUACCUGUGA
Molecule: messenger RNA, 1509 nt
Organism: Candoia aspera
Lineage: Eukaryota; Metazoa; Chordata; Lepidosauria; Squamata; Candoiidae
Gene: OVCA2
Product: OVCA2 serine hydrolase domain containing
Exons: 2
Coding region: 5-868 (287 amino acids)
Biological process (GO): response to retinoic acid
Cellular component (GO): nucleus; cytoplasm
Molecular function (GO): hydrolase activity
Source: RefSeq, a predicted model, not a curated record